This is a messenger RNA of Microtus oregoni (creeping vole), 2082 nucleotides long. It is a transcript of the gene Tango2, whose product is annotated as transport and golgi organization 2 homolog. The coding region runs from base 278 to 1147 and encodes 289 amino acids. The transcript is spliced from 10 exons. Gene Ontology annotation, cellular component: Golgi apparatus. NCBI's taxonomy places the organism in Eukaryota, Metazoa, Chordata, Mammalia, Rodentia, Cricetidae. Gene Ontology annotation, biological process: Golgi organization; protein secretion. The record is from RefSeq and is a predicted model, not a curated record.
UGGGCUCCUGGUAUUGUCAGUCUUAGCGGAUGAUCGGCCCCCUAGCGGAGCAGGCCGAGGAGGCCCUGACACCUGCCCCAAUGCUGCGGUUGCAACGGAGACAGAAGGCUCGGAGCUGCCCCCUCUCGGCCGCCUUCUGAGGACUUUCCCCGAUAGUAGGCCCUGAGCCGCAGCUCCCAGGGCCGGCGGUCACUACUGGACUACAGCAGCAUUGUCUCCAUCACCACCCCCAGUUCGCAGACCUGUGACUGUGUGAGCAAAGCCACCCUUACAACCCAUGUGCAUCAUCUUCUUUAAGUUUGAUCCUCGUCCUGUUUCCAAAAAUGCAUACAGGCUCAUCUUGGCAGCCAACAGAGAUGAAUUCUACAACAGGCCCUCCAAGUUGGCAGACUUCUGGGGGAACAACAAUGAGAUCCUCAGUGGACUCGACAUGGAGGAAGGCAAGGCAGGAGGAACAUGGCUGGGCAUCAACACGCGUGGGAAGCUGGGGGCCCUCACCAACUAUCUGCAGCCCCAGCAAGACCCAUAUGCCCGUGGUAGAGGUGAACUUGUGACUCACUUUCUGACCGGUGAUAUGGACAGCCUUUCCUACCUGAAGAAGGUCUCUACAGAGGGCCACCUGUACAACGGCUUUAACCUCCUGACAGCUGACCUGAGCACAACAAAAGGAGAUGUCGUUUGCUACUAUGGAAACCGGGGGCAGCCCGAGCCUGUUGUCUUGGCACCAGGUGUAGCUCAAGGGAAGUGGAGAGCAGCCCCCAGGGGUGGAACCUAUGGGCUAAGCAAUGCCCUACUGGAGACGCCCUGGAGGAAGCUGUGCUUUGGCAAACAACUCUUCAUGGAAGUGGUGGAGCAGAGCGAGGCACUCCCUAAGGACACCCUUGUCACCCAUCUCCUAGAUGUACUCAACAAUGAGGAGGCACAGCUGCCAGACCCAGCCAUUGAGGACCAGGGCCGGGAGUAUGUACAGCCAAUUCUGAGCAAGUAUGCAGCCGUGUGUGUGCGCUGCGCCACCUAUGGCACCAGAACCAACACCAUCAUCCUUGUGGAUGCAGAUGGCCAUGUGACCUUCACAGAACGAAGCAUGCUGGACAAAGACGCCUCUCGCUGGGAGACCAACACCUAUGAAUUCACACUACAGAGUUAGCCCCACUGCAAGGAUGCUGUGCCUCAAGGGUCAGCAAGGAUAGGAACCUUCCAUGGCCACACUGCAUGUCUGUGACUCAGCCAGCAUCCCUAGGACCAGGACCCUCUGAUCUGUGUGUUACCAAUACUUGACCUCAUAACCAGCUCAGGGUUUGUCUAUACCAGUGGGGAAUGGCAGAGUUGAACACUAAGUUUGAGUCAGACCUGGAUGUGUCCUACACAUGUGCCGCACCUCAUGCUCAGUCCCACCACCACCACCACCACGUGUGUGCCUGGCUGACUAGCAGGGUAGUGCCUCUCACUUCACACGUUUGGCCAGUGAUCUCUUCCCUGAACAAAUAACAGAAGCAGGCUUUUUAUAGCAACUGGCCUUCCCUUUCCUGAAUGUAGAGCACAACUAUGCCUCAGUUCCUCAUGGCUAGACAUGCUCCUGCAGGAGAGCUGGUCAUGUUAGAAACUGAACGUGGCACAAGAAAAACCCACAUGGAUAGAUAAUGGAGAUAAUUGGAGAUCCUGUAGUUCUCUGUGUUAGGGGAUCCUGUGUGCGUUGGUCAGUCCCAUUGUGUGGACCCUGGAGUCCCUUAGACCCCUGCUUGCCCAGCAGGCAUUGUGGGUUCUGAGCAGGACCAUCUCAGCAAGUGGCUAAGCCAUCCCCUGCCAUCUCCCGUCUCCCUCUUCACAAGCUGGACUUCAUGUGAACAUGAGCUGUUGAUAAUAAAAUGUUGAGCUUGUGAUGGGUAAGGGUGUUUCAGAGUUUUUCCUUCGUGUGGAGGCAACAGUCAGAACUGGAGCUGUCAUGGUGGGUCAGAUGCCCUUCAGCGCUCUUUCUUCUGUUUACAUAACCUCAGGAGCACUGAUGGAUGCCUGUCAGGUGAUGCCAGGGUCGAAAGAACCUAUUGGUGAACCUGUGUGGGCUGCCACCACCAGGGUUCCCUC